GAUCCCUAGCUUUCUCCUUCUUCAUUUCAACCUCCAAAGAUCGUUUCAGCCGUUCCACGCUCUCGAGCUCCCAAUUUGUAAUGUUGAACGGCUCAAAGAGGUUGCCUGAGGCCACGUCGCACCAGCAGUGAUCGACGAUAGGGAUAUCGGUGGGUAACUUCUCCCGAGGUAAUUCUGGCAUUCUUGAGAGCAGCGCAUCUGCAAAAGUGGUGAUGUUGUCGGACCACGGGGUGCUAAGGGAUGAUCCUAUUGGGACUGGCGGCCAAUAGCAUGACGAAAGAAAGAGCGCGACUACUCAUGUCGAGUGCAAUGCAAGACGAGACGUACCAUGGCCGGGCGUGAAGUGUCGUGGAUAAUAUGAAGAGUACAAGAAAGUAUGCUGGAGCUAUUGGCAAAGGCAAUAGCACAAGUGGAAGGUACCACCUAGUACACCUAGAGGUUACUGUCAAUGAUUCCGAAUGAAAAGAAAGCUUGUCUUACAGCAAGACGACUCACCACAUCCAGACGAACAAGUUGUGUAGCAAAGCGUUCAAAGCGGAUUUGGACGACGACGCGGAGGCAUAGAAUGCCUGCCCUAAACUCACACUCCACGUGCCCCGUCGCGACGUUGACGCGCCCGGCGUUCUGCACAAUUCUGGAGGAUUCCACAAGGAGAGGCCCAUAUAUUCGCUUGUCGUCCUCCACAUCGUCGAAACACACAAUCAUACACAAAAAUGUCGAAACACCCUGAAGUUCUGUGGGCUCAGCGCAGCUCGGAAACCGACGAGAAGAAGAACAUCCUCUAUGUCACAGUCAACCUCCCCGACAUCAAGCCCGAGACACUAGACUACCAGCUUACCCCUACACACAUCUCCUUGAAAGCAAAAUCUGGAAACGCCGACAAGGGUCUUGAAGAACAUGAAUACGCAUUCGAGUUCGAUCUCUUUGACGAGGUUGCUCCAGAGGAAUCGCUCAAAAGCCUGACCAGUCGCCACUUCGUCCUUGUCCUUCGCAAGAAGGAGAAAAAGGCAGAUUUUUGGCCUCGUAUCACGAAGGAGAAGGUUAAGUUCCCAUGGCUGAAGACAGACUUCAGCAAAUGGGUGGACGAGGAUGAGCAAGAGGAGAAGGCCGCUGAAGAUGACUUGGGUAUGGCCGGAAUGGAUGGAAUGGGCGACAUGGGUGGCAUGGGUGGUAUGGGCGGUAUGGGUGGCAUGGGCGGAAUGCCAGGGUUGGGCGGUAUGGGUGGAGGCAUGGGUGGAGGCAUGGGUGGAGGCAUGGGUGGCAUGGACUUCGAGCAGAUGAUGAAGUCCAUGGGUGGCGCUGGAGGGUUUGAACCCAGCGCAUCUGGCAGCUCCGAUGCUCCUGGGGAGGACGAAGACGAAGACGACGAUGGCCCUCCGCCACUCGAGGAGGCCGAGCCUGCCAAGGCGUAGAGCGAGUCAUUAUCCAUUGUAACAUACACUAACGCGCGAACGACGAGAUUCCAGAGAAGAUAACCUUGCAAUGUGUAUAGUGCUGCACUCAUAUUGGACUAUCUACAGUAAAAUUUGCUUUGUCAAUCCUCCCAGCCGUGUGCGAUGUACUCGGUGAGCUGCGUCGUAAAUCUCAUCGCGUACCUGUUCCUCGCCUGUACGAGCACCCGACAUCAAAACUCGGCUUUCGAAUCUGGGAUCCUGCAUUGCGAGCGUUGCUCUUCACAACUAUGAGAAUGCGUGAACUGCAAAGAGCGCCUUCUGUGCCUCAGGUGCAUGCGCCGCAACAAAAAACGGCCGCUGUCAAACAAGCAAUAUACGACGCCGCAAACU
Molecule: messenger RNA, 1784 nt
Organism: Somion occarium
Lineage: Eukaryota; Fungi; Basidiomycota; Agaricomycetes; Polyporales; Cerrenaceae
Source: the annotation of a GenBank genome assembly